AUGCGAGGUGCUCGUCGAUCUGCGGAUUCGACCAGAGUUCCAUCUGAGAGGGAAGGUAUGGAUACCUUUCCCCCUGUUUUGCCGAGAGCACAGUCGUGUGGAGUCUGCAGAUGGGGAACAUCAAGGGACCCUGGAAGGCUUUUCGAUGAGAGCAGAGAAGGAAUGGUGCAGAGGAGGGAUGUAGGUCUGCAAGUGAACAUGGAUGAGGAAAGUAUGGGAGGGUCUAAAGAUGACGCGCAGACUAAGGAUUCCAAGAUUUCAAGUUCAGGAGAAGUUGAUCCCUCCAUUCUGAGUACAGCUGCCAAGAGAGGUAAUAGGCGGGGAAGAACCCCUAGACAGUGGGGCAGAACUAGGAAGGGUAGACUGUGGAAGAGGUUGAGGGAUAGUCUAGGUUGUGGUGCUGGUUCGAGCUCUGGUUCAGUUACUACUAAUUGUAUGAGAUGGGGAACAUCAAGGGACCCUGGAAGGCUUUUCGAUGAGAGCAGAGAAGGAAUGGUGCAGAGGAGGGAUGUAGGUCUGCAAGUGAACAUGGAUGAGGAAAGUAUGGGAGGGUCUAAAGAUGACGCGCAGACUAAGGAUUCCAAGAUUUCAAGUUCAGGAGAAGUUGAUCCCUCCAUUCUGAGUACAGCUGCCAAGAGAGGUAAUAGGCGGGGAAGAACCCCUAGACAGUGGGGCAGAACUAGGAAGGGUAGACUGUGGAAGAGGUUGAGGGAUAGUCUAGGUUGUGGUGCUGGUUCGAGCUCUGGUUCAGUUACUACUAAUUGUAUGAGGUGUGGAAGACCGCAUAAGGGAGCCUGCCGCUAUGGGACUAACCUAUGUUAUAGAUGCGGACAGGAGGGGCACAUGGCACGUGAGUGUCCUACUGCAUCCUGGAUGGCUCAGUUCCAGCAAGCAGCUCCAGUUGCUCUAGGAGCCGUUGAGGGGUUGAGUUGA
Messenger RNA from Manihot esculenta (cassava), 933 nucleotides. RefSeq lists its product as uncharacterized. The record is from RefSeq and is a predicted model, not a curated record. Lineage: Eukaryota; Viridiplantae; Streptophyta; Magnoliopsida; Malpighiales; Euphorbiaceae. Gene Ontology annotation, molecular function: nucleic acid binding; zinc ion binding. Bases 1 to 933 code for a protein of 310 amino acids. The transcript is spliced from 3 exons.